Messenger RNA from Cladocopium goreaui, 552 nucleotides. Lineage: Eukaryota; Dinophyceae; Suessiales; Symbiodiniaceae. The record is from the annotation of a GenBank genome assembly.
AUGGACCCGAGGGAGAAGGCAGCAAAACAGGCAGAGGCAGUUCAGGAACAGUUGAGAUUGCAGUUCGAGCAGAUUUCUGGACCAAGUGGAUCCAAAAGAAGUGUCCAGAAGCUUGCGAAGGAAAAAACUCAAGCACAUCCUAAGAAGGGAGCAAAGAAGGAAGGCCGCACCGAGGGAGAAGAACCUGUGACGGUUGUGACGGCAAAGUGCAAAGAGCCUGAGAUCCCGGAGCCGAAGCCGAAGGCAUCUCAAGCCAAAAGAAAGGUCGAUGUGAAGAAGCCGAGCAUGGAGGGCAUGCAAGGCAUCCAGAGUAUCUGCUCGCAGUCACCUUCCGGGAAGUCCCUGAAACGCCUGUCGAACACCCAGAGUGAGAAGAAGUCGCAGAAGGCACAGAAGGAUCAGAAGGAUCAGAAGGAUCUGGCUAAGCUGCCCCAAUCCAGGGAGGCAAAGACCAAGCUGAAAGUGCAGGAGUCGCAGAAGGCACAGAAGGCCAAGAAACUGAAGACUGGCGAGGAGCUCAAGGAGAUCGACAGCAAGGUUGGACACGGGUGA